AUGCGGCGGAGGACGAAGAAGAUAUCGGUGAGCUGCUGGAGCCGUUCACCAGGGACGAGCUCCGGGACCUCCUCACUGACGCCUACCUCCGCGACCCCGCCCUGCUCUCCCGCCUCGCGGCCCGAGCGCGCCGCGCACGACGCCCUGAGGGUGUUCUUCUCCAAGUUCGGCGAGAUCGAGGAGGGAUCCCUCGGCGCCGACCGGGAUACCGGGCUCUUUCGCGGGUACGCCAUCUUCUUCUUCAAGACGCCCGAUGGGCUCAAGAAGGCCCUCGAGGAGCCCACCAAGGUGUUCGACGGGUGCGAGCUCCAGUGCCGGCGCGCAUACAGGGUGACCAAUAGGAAGCAUGCUGCCGCCGCACCCGUGGACACAGGUGUCCAGAGCAAUGGUGGCGCUGUUGCCGCGGUCUUGCCCUCUGUCCAGGCCAAGGACCUUGCAUUGACAUCCAAGCAGUCGGUGCUUUCAUCGAAUCAGCCAGUUGGGCUGACAGCCGAGGGGAGUAGCUCAGCCCCGGCCACCGUUGGCUUUCGUCAGAAUGUGCCUGCUGGUGGCGCUGGUAUCCUCGGUGCAGCUCCUGUGGCCUCUUCGCUGAUUCAUGGCACAUCAAGCACACCACCAAAUCAUUGUGGCGCUGCAAUUGGGCAUGUUGGAUUGGGUAACACUGCUAGAGCUGGUACUUCAACCAUUGAGCCUAUAAUUGGGGCAAAAAAUUCCUUGGGUGCUUCACAUCCUGGCCGAUUGUCGGCUAGGCCUGGCUUAAUACAGCAUUACCUGGGAAGAUAGGUGAAGUAUCAUGACAUUUUGCUAGACAAGAACUCGAAUAGAACCUAAGCAGGGACUUGAUGCUACUUUCACACUGAAGUAAGGAACUGCAACCUUAGUUGCUUCAGUGCAUCUCAUUCCCAUGGUUUUCAGUUUUCCUGCUUAUCAUGGGAGAAACGAUUGUGAUAUCUAAUUACUAGGAAAUGUGAUUUUGUAGAUGGUUUGUAGAACAGACUCAUAAUCUGUAAGGCUGUCAGUGAAUGUGUCGUUCCUAGAAACAGGUGAGAGCAAUCUUGGACCUGUUGAUC
Molecule: messenger RNA, 1070 nt
Organism: Panicum virgatum (switchgrass)
Lineage: Eukaryota; Viridiplantae; Streptophyta; Magnoliopsida; Poales; Poaceae
Product: UBP1-associated protein 2B-like
Exons: 2
Coding region: 1-783 (260 amino acids)
Molecular function (GO): RNA binding
Source: RefSeq, a predicted model, not a curated record